Messenger RNA from Fundulus heteroclitus (mummichog), 1573 nucleotides. It is a transcript of the gene dek, whose product is annotated as DEK proto-oncogene. Gene Ontology annotation, cellular component: nucleus. Gene Ontology annotation, biological process: chromatin organization; regulation of double-strand break repair. The record is from RefSeq and is a predicted model, not a curated record. Bases 74 to 1345 code for a protein of 423 amino acids. Lineage: Eukaryota; Metazoa; Chordata; Actinopteri; Cyprinodontiformes; Fundulidae. Gene Ontology annotation, molecular function: histone binding; DNA binding. The transcript has 13 exons.
UGGCGGUUUGGUUCGGUUCGGAUCUCCGGGAGCAGGACGCAGCGUCUCCUGUCAGGACCACAGCGGGACAGACAUGAGCGGCGCCGGGGACGAAGAGGAGGUGGACGACCCGCAGACGGACGAGUCCGUUCCAGGCCGGAGCGGCUCCAAGAUAUCAGACGUGGGAGAAAUCAUUGAAGGCAAGCGGGCCAAGAAGGCGGUGGAGAGGCUGGACUUCCAGGCUCCAAAAGCCAAGGAGAAGCUGAAGAUCGCUGACGGCGGCGGAGACAAACUGGGAGACAUUCCUCGGACCAACUACGAGAUCAACAAGCGGAAGGCGGAGGAGCUGAAGCUGCUGCACGCCAUCCUGUUUGACCGACCCGGAAAGUCGGCCUCCGUCAAGAAGAACCUGCGGCUGUUUAACGGGUUUCCGUUCGAGGCGGGCAGCCCGGAGUUCACCAAGAAGCGCACGAAGAUGCUCAAGAGCUACAACCUGACCAACGCCAAGCUGAAGCUCGUCUGCACGGUUCUGGACCUGGAGAAGAAGGGAACCCAGUCGGACCUGGUCGACCGGAUCCUGAACUUCCUGGUCGCCCCAAAGAACAGCGGCAAGCGCGCUCCGGUGAAGAAGAAGAGGAGGUCCAAGAAGAAGCUGUCUGGAGACGACUCCAAAGCCCAGAGCAAGAGGAGCCGACCCAAAGCCCAGAGCUCCUCGUCCGGCGCCAAGAAGUCCAAAGCGGGCAGCAAGUCCAAAGCUAUCGUGAUGGACUCCAGCAGUGAUGAAGAGGAGGAGGACGAAGAGAAGCUGGGAGCUUCAGUGGAGGCGCAGGGUUCUGAUGGAGAGGAGAAAGCGUCAGAACCUGACGGAGAAGAGGAGGAGCACUCUGAGGAGUCAGAGGAGUCAGAUGAGUCCUCCAAGCCCAAGUCCAGCAGAGGGAAGAAGAAGAACGCAGCAGAGAAGAGGCAGCGGACACCAGCGAAGAAGACGGCGCCUCCAAAGAAGAGACCAAAGAACCAAAGUCCAGACGAGUCUGACGGAGACAGCGGCGCUGAGGAGAAGCCAAAGAAGAAGAAAGUAGCAGCAGCUAAAACCAAGAAGGCCGACAGCAGCAGCAGCAACAACAACAGCAACAUCAAACCAGCCGAGGACAGCUCUGACGAUGAUGAGCCGCUCAUCAGGAUGAUAAAGAAAGCUCCAACAGACGAUCAGCUGAAGGCGACGGUGGAGAAGCUCCUGAAGGAGGCCAACCUGGAGGAGAUGACCAUGAAGCAGAUCUGUCAGAAGGUGUUCGACACGUAUCCGGAGCACGACCUGAGCAGCAGGAAGGACUUCAUCAAACAGACGGUCAAGGCUCUCAUCACAUGAAGAUGCUGCUGGACUCCACGGCUGUUUUUAUUGAACUUUACUCCAGGUUUUAUGUUGGAUCCAGUUUCUAAAGAAGAAAAGGAAGUUUUUAGUGUUUUUGCCAUAAAGCUGGUUUGUUUCCGUUUACCCAGACUUCAGGACAUCUCUGCAUCUGGAGAAAUCUUCAUUAUCAGUCCCCCAGCAAAACUUUGGCCUUCUUCUGUUUCCUUAAUAAAUUUGUACAUUUUU